AUAAAUUAUAGAAAAGAAAAGUUGCACAUCUCUUUUUCACGUUUGCUGAUAAAAAAUGAUGACAGGGUUUCCUGAAGGAUGGUUUUAUAUUCAAUGUCCCAGUCGACAAAAUCAGGUUUUGACUGUCUCAAAAUUCACGAUGCAGCCUUCUGUGAGAGUAGAGCUAUUACCUCAAAAAUUAGGGUUUGACCAUCAGUUAUGGUGUUAUCAUCAAGGCUUCCUCGUCAAUAAACAUUCAGGGUGUGUUCUAGGCACGGAAAGGGAUAGGUUGAAGGAUCAACACAUCUUUCAAUGCAAAAGACUACAUUCAGACAAUCGUAAGCAACAACCGUGGAAGUAUGAUGAACAGGAACAAAAGCUCAUUAUGACAGAUGUUGUUGACCAAGUGGAAUAUGCUUUGUGUGUACCUGAACACGAAAGAAAUAUUUGGUAUGAAACACAACUUCAACUGAUGACAGACGCCACUCAAAGUGCAUCUUCAGCAUUUGAAUGA
Molecule: messenger RNA, 493 nt
Organism: Mycotypha africana
Lineage: Eukaryota; Fungi; Mucoromycota; Mucoromycetes; Mucorales; Mycotyphaceae
Exons: 4
Coding region: 56-493 (145 amino acids)
Source: RefSeq, a predicted model, not a curated record